CAGACGCAUAUUCAAGUGCUUCGCUGGAUUAUGAAUGGGGAUCGAUACGCUGGGCGAAGUGCUUCCGGUUGUUUUCUUUAACACUAAACCCAAUCUAAAUUGGCACAGUGACGGAAAUAGAUCGGAUUGGUUUAGGCAUUAGAACUCAAUCAAGACUCGGUUGAUUGAUGAGAUAAGUGAAAUUUAAAUGGCGCAUCCUUGGGAAAGCUAAUGCAGUGAGAAAAGGCCACUGCAGUUGCGAAAGCGAGUGAAUGAUUAAACCGCUCGAUGCAGUUACAGUUGGCCGGUGAUCAGUGUUCAAGUGAGGAAAAGUGAAGCAAAUAUGUGAAAGGAUGUGAAUUGCGGAAACAGUGAUCAGAGUUAAUUACUUGCAAUUAUUCGCAAUUUAUGAACAUAACGACGAACGAAAUUAGCUUUUCACACCAGCAUAUAUAAAAUGCAGAACCAAAGAAGGCUCUCGGCCGGUGCAGCCAUCCCCAAGGCCCCUGCCGUCAAGCGUCGCAUGUCCCGCCACGGCUCGGUCCUGAUUGAGACCACCCCGCGGCAAAUUCCGUGGGACCUGAUCGAUCGGCUGCUGGUUCCAAUCAUCGGCUGCCACGCCGCGGCCAUUGUUUGCUCCGGUGUGUUCAACUUUCUCGGAAUUUCCCAGGUGUCCGCGUUCGUGCUGUUUCUGUUCUUCUCCAUCCUGACGGUCGGGGCUGCCAUCGGAUUCCACAGUCUUAAGGUAGGUCCGGGUGGGCGAGCGCAAGCAGCAAAUGUUGCAGAAAGGGGGAUUUUAACAUACGGUGCAUAA
This is a messenger RNA of Armigeres subalbatus, 793 nucleotides long. RefSeq lists its product as uncharacterized. Lineage: Eukaryota; Metazoa; Arthropoda; Insecta; Diptera; Culicidae. The record is from RefSeq and is a predicted model, not a curated record. The coding region runs from base 437 to 793 and encodes 118 amino acids. The transcript is spliced from 3 exons.